Messenger RNA from Aspergillus brunneoviolaceus CBS 621.78, 3546 nucleotides. Its product is annotated as acetyl-CoA synthetase-like protein. The transcript has 2 exons. Gene Ontology annotation, biological process: secondary metabolite biosynthetic process; amino acid activation for nonribosomal peptide biosynthetic process. NCBI's taxonomy places the organism in Eukaryota, Fungi, Ascomycota, Eurotiomycetes, Eurotiales, Aspergillaceae. Gene Ontology annotation, molecular function: phosphopantetheine binding; catalytic activity. Gene Ontology annotation, cellular component: cytoplasm. The record is from RefSeq and is a predicted model, not a curated record. Bases 1 to 3546 code for a protein of 1181 amino acids.
AUGGGGGACUACCAAUCACACUUGCCUUCCUGGACUACCAUUUUGAACCCUCCUAUCAGUCAUGAUUACUGUGCACAUGACCUGAUCGGUGCGCAGUGCCGUGCCCAUCCCGACGCGCCAGCCAUCAGCUCCUGGGAUGGCGAGAUGACGUACGGGGAGUUAAAUGCCCUCUCGACACGCUUGGCGAACUACCUGAUUGCGUAUGGGGUACAGGCCGAGGUCCUGGUCCCGAUACUCUUUGCCAAGUCCCAAUGGAUGAUUGUGGCUCUCUUGGGUGUGCUCAAGGCGGGCGGAGGCGUGAUUCUCCUGGCGGCCUCCACCCCGGAGCACAGGCUGCGGCAGGUGCUAGACCAAGCCCAGUCGCCGAUUGUCCUGGCUUCUGCUCCCUGCGUGGCAGUCUCUGGCCAUCUCCUCCGUGGCGCUCACGUUGUGGUGGUUGACCAUGACUUUUUGGCCCAGUGCUCUUCGUCCUCCGGUAGCGGCGAGGGAGCCCCGGAGGUAUCAGUAUCACCAUUGGGCUCAGGCUCAACGGCGAGAUGUGGCCCCCAUAACGUUGCCUACGUCGCCUUCACCUCAGGAUCAACAGGCGCCCCCAAGGGAGCAGUGGUGGAGCAUCGGAGCCUCUGCACCAGUGCGCUAGAAUUCAUCAAAACGGUGCAACUCGACCCCCGCGUGCGGAUGUUUCAGUUCAGUGCCUAUUCCUUCGACAUCGCCGUCCUGGAGAUUGUCUUCACCUUGCUCUGUGGCGGGUGCAUUUGCGUCCCUUCAGAGGACGAGCGGAUGAAUGCGCCUGUGGCGAGCAUGGUCCGGAUGCGCGUGACCCACGCCUUUUUCACACAGUCCCUCUUGCCUUCGCUCGAUCUACAUCAGGUUCCCACACUGCGCGUGGUCCUGACUGGUGGGGAAACUCCCAAAGAGCACACUGUCCGGCAACUGGCUCAGUCCUUCGAAGUGUACGGAGUGUACGGGCCCUGCGAAUGCGCUGUGGUUGCCGCCGUCGUGCGCGGCGCGCACUCCGAAACGGAUUUGGGCGCCCCGUCGGGCUGCCGGCUGUGGAUCGUCGAUCGAGACAACCCCAACCGGCUGUGCGGUAGCGGUGAGACGGGCGAGCUCGUCAUUGAGGGCAGCAUCGUGGGCCGCGGAUACCUGGCCGACCGGGCGCGCUCGCGGGAGUUCUUCAUCGCGCCCCCGGCGUGGAUGCGUGCCCUGAACGUCGAUCCGGUCGGUCGGCUGUACCGCACGGGCGACAUGGCCCGAUAUGACGAGCAGGGGAAGCUGUGGUUUCGAGGCCGCCAGGAUAGUCAGGUCAAGGUCAACGGGCAGCGGCUUGAAUUAGGGGAAGUCGAGGCUCGGCUGCAGGCGGAACUGCAGUGUUUGCGAGAGGAUGUUUUCUGUGUCCUCGCUAUGUUAAUCGCUGGGCAUACCGGCGGCGGAGGGUCCGGGGAGAAGCGUGGCCCUGUCCUGAUGGCGGUCAUCGGGGUUCAUGACGAGCCUUCUCUCGGAUAUCUAGACUGGGACCGGGGCUCACGGCCGGCGGUGUUGCAGACCUCACCCACCGAGCAGAGACGGUUUGACGCCAUGGUGGUCGCCAUGCGUUCCCGAUUGCGCGCUUCACUUCCAGCGUAUGCCAUUCCGUCCUUGUACAUCCCCAUACGCAGCGUGCCAGUCACUGUCAAUGGCAAGACGGAUCGCGAGCGACUGCUAGCCAUCCUCGCACAACUUCCCGCCAGCGAGGCGAGACGUUUCACGGGCCCCUCUUCAACCGAUGCCCGAGCCCUAACUUUGACCGGUCCUGAGCAACAGCUCCGCGACGCAUGGGCUGCCGUUCUUAGAACCGUGGAAAUUGGACCGAAGGAUAAUUUCUUCAGUCUAGGCGGCAGCUCGAUCCUCGCCAUGGAGCUGGUCUCCGAGGCUGGCAAGCGAGGACUCCAUCUGACGGUGAACCAGGUCCUCCUGCACCCUCUCUUAGCAGAUAUGGCAGCCGCAGCGGUCUCUGAUUCUUUUGCCGAGCCCCAGACCAGUGUGGCGCACGACUUGCCUGCCCUCUCUCUUCUCCUGGAUUCUGAGCGGGAGGUUUUGCUCCACAAGGCCAGCAAUGACUGUCAGGUGCCUGUCGCUGAAGUGGAGGAUAUCUAUCCCGCCACCGCACAGCAGAUCUUUUCCAUCCACGCCGGAAUCACUUCGCGGUCCUUCCAAAUGCAGGCCGUGUACGCGCUCCCCGCCAUGCUGGACGAGGAGCGCUUCGCCCGCGCGUGGGAUCGGCUGGCCCAAACUCAUGAGAUCCUGCGGACUCACAUGAUUCGCCAUCCCUCGGGGUCGGGCUAUGUCCAGGUGGUUGUGAAGACCGGAGCUGGCCUCGCUUGGCGCCGGGGGACAUCCCUCCAACAUUACCUGGAGGAAGAGCACGAACACAUCGUCGGAACAGGCGACCCGCUCUUCCGACUAGGGAUCGUGAAGGAUGGGCAAACUCAGGGCAAAUACCUGGUAAUGACGGUGAAUCAUGCGGGCUACGACGCCUGGUCGCUGUCGCAGCUGUUCCUGGCGCUGCGACAAGCGUAUGUAUCUGACGGGUGCCCCCCUCCUUCACCCCCAGGGCUCAAGUACAAGACCUUCAUUCGGCAGAUCGUGGCAAUGGAUCGCGACGCCGCCACCCGAUUUUGGACGCACCAUCUGAAGGGGGUGGAUACGCGACCUUUUCCCCCUGUCGCUAUGGACAAAAGUCAGCCCGUGAAUUGUGACACCCUUCUUACACGGCUGGUCCGACUCGAUGGCCAGUCCCCCGGGCCAAUGGCGUUAUCCACCUUGGUCAACGCCGCCUGGGCCGUUACCUUCGCGGAGAUUCUGCACUGCCCCGACAUCAUCCUGGGCGUCUUCGGCCACGGGCGCUGCGCCGAUCUGCCCGGGGUCGGGGAUCUGAUCGCACCCACCAUGACCGCAUACCCGCUGCGCAUCCGUGUCCUCCCGGGGCAGACCGUUGGGACCCUGUGCCGUCAAAUCCAAGCCGAUACGGCCGCGAUCACCGCAUAUGAGCAGUUCCACUUCCGCAACAUCGCCCGGAUCAGCCCAGAGAUCAUGGAUCUCUGCAUGAGCGCCGUGCGAUUGAACCUCUUGCCCAAGCUGGAGGUUGCGGCUCCAUCGUCGACGGCGGGGACGACAGCCCAGAGCGCACUACCCCUACCCUUACUCUGGGGCCAGCUAGCCGUGAAUUUGCCAUUCCGGCUGAGCUGCACGCUAGGUCCGCCGGGCGUGCAGAUCGAAGCGAUCUUCGACCCGGCCGUCGUUGCGAUCCCCACUGUCGAGGAGGUCCUCCGGAAAUUCGAGUGCGCGUUGCUACAAUUGCACCUCGCGCCGAUGGCGGCGGCGGGCGAGAGCCCGCGCGUCGACGAGAUCUGCUUGGAUGGCUGGGCCUCGUUGCCUGCGUCCGCGCUCACCGAGUCCAUUACCGCCGCGUCGGAGGAGGCUAAGAGGCAGAUGUUGGAAACCAAACCGCAGGAUUUGGACCUUCACCCUGACGAGUCGCGACUUUUUAUGGUCCCGCGGUGGUGA